AUGAAGAUAGUGAUACAAAUUCCCGAAGCUAUGCACAAGGAAACUGAAGCUUUGGUAGAGGAGCUCAUGUGUAUAUUUCCAAGUGCAUGCAGUAGUACUACGGAUGAUUUGGAUGGUAUUGACUUAAGAAUACGCAUAGUUCAAGAUAUCAAGCCGCAGUGGAUAUUGCUAAAGAAUGCAGGGAUGGAGUUAGUGUUCAAAAUCAUUCACUACAAGUCGAGAGCAUACAUGGGUGUGUGCAGGCCGAUUUCAAAGACCGAUCCGCCGCAGCUGGUAGUAAAUAACUUUAAAACCGAUGUUGGAAUGAAGGUUGCGGAGUUUCUUACGGAGCUUUUUCCAUUUGCACAGGAGUCGAGGCAAGUUGCAAACUUUACAGUAGAAGGAGACUUUCUGUACUUUAGGCUGUACAAAUACUGUUUUGGAGAAAAAGGCCCGAUAAUGGAAAAUGUGGGGCCACACUUGACACUGAGACUGUGGAAGCUGGUAGAGUACGAAGAAGGUGAACGAAAGGUGAUGAAUUUCAAAAAGUUUAUCAAAAAUGCAUGCGUAUUGUAA
Molecule: messenger RNA, 555 nt
Organism: Ordospora pajunii
Lineage: Eukaryota; Fungi; Microsporidia; Ordosporidae
Exons: 1
Coding region: 1-555 (184 amino acids)
Biological process (GO): rRNA processing
Cellular component (GO): nucleolus
Molecular function (GO): rRNA primary transcript binding
Source: RefSeq, a predicted model, not a curated record